UGUAUACAAAUAAACUAUAAAAACAGCCAGGCAUUAUUUUAGAAAAUCACGUGGAAUGAGAAAAGACAGUAUUGGUUGUUGUGUGGCCGAUAUGAGCGUUCCCUAGAUAGAGCUGAACAGCAUAGUGUAGCACCGUACUGUGGCAAGCUAAACUGCUCUACGUCAGGCGGAGUCAUACCGAUGGCUGACGAACACUGGAUCAUUGUAUAAAUUGGGCUCAGAUGCGAUUGCACGUGCUUCUAACCCUACGGAUAGGUACCAAGGGUGUUUCUGGUGCUAAUUUGUCGUAAGAGCACGAGACAUUAUUGAACGACACCAUGGAAACCACAGAAACUGAUAAUCCCGGAAGUAGUCGUCGGAAACCGGAAGCUGCUGUUGCAGCUAUGGGUGAAAACUUAGCAAAAGGUGUAACAUUUUGUACCAAAUGUUUGAGAAAUCUGAGAAAGUUUCUGAUGACCGUGUAUUCCAUCAUUAAAUCACUGAUUGGACUUAUCAUCAUUCUUAUUAUAUAUACUCUCCUUGGCGCCGCCUUAUUCCAAGCGGUAGAACGACCAUACGAACAGGAACAGAAAAACAGUUUAAUUUCUUACAAGGAACAAGUGUUCAAGGAUAUUAAAGACAGCACAUAUCAAUUAAAUUCAGGGAAGAUAACUCUGUCGAAAUGGGAGAACCAAACACGUGACCUGCUGGAUCAGUACGAAUCAACAGCGAGGAGCAGUGCAUAUGGAUCCAUAUCUGAAGAAAAAUGGAGUUUCUAUGGAGCACUGUUCUUCUGUGGGACAGUGUAUACUACCAUAGGGUACGGGAAUAUCGUUCCUAUGACUGGUAUCGGUAAGAUAUUCGCCAUCAUCUAUGCCAUUACAGGGAUUCCUCUCGCUAUGAUCGUGUUGGCGGAACUUGGCCGGAAGUUCACGAUUGGUCUGAAAGUUUUACUUGUGAUUAUACAGAGGUUUUACCGGCUUCGAGACUAUCGGAAAGUUUUACAACGGAGGUUCCGUCCAAAGGAAAACACCAAAAAUGUGGAAGAAGGGAAUGUUGAUAAUGGACCGAAGGGAGAAUCUGAUCCAGCACAGCCGCCUGAUGACCAAGAGGGAAAAGUGGAUACCGUCGUAAAUGUAUCCCCUAAUGGAAAAACCGAAGUGGUCAACGGAGAAAGCUCGGAUCAGAACUCUCCAAAAAGCAACGACACGGACCUGGAGGCAAAAGAGCAAGAAGGAAACGAAGACACGAAUGUUGAGAGCAAAAAGCACGUUAAUGUUGUGUUUGGGGUUGAGAUCGACGAAGAGUUUAACUUACCCCCAUCUCUCGCUUUAGCAAUUAUGGUGAUCUACCUACUUAUUGGUUGUUUGAUGUAUCCCGCCUGGGAGAACUGGACGUUUCUCGAUUCUUUCUACUUUGUAUUUAUAUCAAUGUCCACUAUAGGAUUCGGUGAUAUUCUGCCCGCUCAUCCUAAAUAUUUUCUUAUCAGUGGAAUCUAUCUUUUCAUUGGCCUAUCGCUCAUCUCCAUGUGUAUAAAUGUUGGCAUCGAAUUCUUCACGAAAACAAUGAAGAAAGCCAAGAAGAGAAUGAACAAGGCCAAAGAUAAGAUGGCUGAGAUGAGCAAGGAGAAAAUGUCAGAGGUCGGAAAACAUAUGGACAAAGCUAAGGAUAAAAUGUCGCAGGUCACUGAUAAGAUGGCGGAGGUCACGGAUAAAAUGGCAGAGGAAGUGAAGAAAAAUGUCGAGAAUGUGCAACGCGAAAUUCAAACGAAAAAAGGAAGCAAAUCUGGUACCCCGGUUCCUUCUCCGACGGAGGAUGUCACAAAGGGGAGUAAGGCUAAUACUCCUGUGCCUUCCCCAAGUCAGGUGAAAAAAAGAAUGCUUUGAACGAUUACAUUACCAAGGGACAUAAUGUCGGAUUAUUGCAGAACCGGCGACGUAGUACACCUUUGAUUGCAUGUGUUGUCGCGUACGUGUUGCAUAUUAUACCAAAUAUCAGUGACGUCUUACACAAGAAGUCAUACACUAUAAAAUGUCCUACUUCGAGCGCCAACUAUUUACUAUAAUCUGGUUGUCCCGUCUUAUAUGAUUACAUAUGCGAAUACACAACAACCAAUCACUGCCGUUCUUCUAAAUGGUGACGCACGCGCAAAUGAUGUCUAGUUGCGGACCAAAGGAAAUUGGUGGUUGAGGCGAAGUCGACUAGGCAUGCGCAUCGUAACUUUUUGUUUCUCUAAACAUGCGUAUUACAUGUAACCAAAGUGAGUUCGCUUCCAUAACAGUUAAAUCUUAGUCACUAUAGUUGGCGCUCGAAGUAGGCCAUUAUAUGGCACAGCAUUGUCUAUGACGUACUAUUGUCUAUAACGUACUAUUGUGUAUGACGUACUACGCAAUAGUAACAUAAAUUAGAUUGCAUAAUUGAGCAAUAUCCGAUAUUGACAAUCGUUGACUCAAGUUCGGUUGGAAACCUGUUGUUGUGAUUAAUUGUAUUAUCAUUUUCUUCAUUUCCAUAUGUAAUAUAGGGUUUUGUCAUCUAACGAGCUAUGGUAUAGGGUAUCCUUUGUCGGUAGACUGAUGGUUCCACAAGCCAUCAGUACCUCUGACGGGAACACUAGGAACUCCGAGCUUACAUCCAAUAUUUAUGAGCUUUGAGGUGUGGCCUAACGUGAGAGAAGUCUAUAGGUUAAUUCCGUAAGCUCAUAAUACGUCACCUCGGAGGGGAACUGAAAGCUUUUAUUUCGUAAUGAUUGAUUUUUAAGACAAAUCUUAAUACUGACGAUAUUUUUGUCCUUAUAUAAAUCUUUAAUGUUUUAUGUUUCUUUUUGAUUAAUUUUUUUUUGAGAUUCGUAAACAAAUAUAACUCUACUAUUUCCUCGGUGCCUUUCUGUGUAAAUGUUAUUCCGAAGUAAACGAUUUUCUGGAAUUAAUGUUUUUUUCCGGAGUAUAUGUUUUCCCGGAGUAAAUGCUUUUCCGGAGUAAAAGGUUUUCCGGAGUAGAUGAUUAUCCGGAGAAUAAAAUGUUUGCAUCCUUACAUAUUCAUACACAUCUAAGGUGUUGUGUGAAACACACCCGAGGGGUUCCGAUUGAUGAACAGGGAGCACCAAGAAUGGCUUUUAUUGAAUACUGUUUCAAUGAAACAGAUUUGAUUGUGGUCCGCUACCACAACCUCGUUGAUUAGUCUCAUCAAUAAGCUUUGUACAAAUUAAAUUCCACCAAUUUUUUUUUUCUCCUUCAAGAUUUUUCAAAUUUAGAUACCUAUCCAUGUUUGUGCUGUAGUUAGAUGUUCUGGUAAUGUUUAUUAGACUUUUUGUGUAUACCGACUGUGAUUUCCCUAGUACACAUGUACACCUGAGCCGGAUUAACAGUGAUCUUGGACUUAUGGCGAUACGGAAGAAUUGAUAGAAUUUCCUUGCAUUGUUUUCUUCAGUAACUAUUGUUAGAUUUGUGCAUGUUAUCGAUCGUUAUUUUUCUUAUAUGCGUAUGUUUAACUUUGUGAUUUACUUGAAAACGUGUGCUGCACGUGAGGUGGAAAGAAUGAUGAAUGCGUCAACCAGGUGAAAAUGUUUUUGAUGACCUCUGUUUUACAUUGUAACAACAUUAUUAUUCCAUUCAAUUCCAUUUUAUGAUCAUGUUUUGUCUCCAGAAUCGUUCCAUAGGAUUCAGAAGCAGGCGUUAUAAAGUGUACAUGUUGAUGUAGGAAGGGGCAUAACUCGUACUGUAACUUCAGUGUCUACACAUCAUCUGUUAUCAGAACAGGAAACACGUUUAGCUGUGUAUAUGUUAUUUUCAAAUAAAAAUAGACAUAUUUACCAUGACAAUAGUCCGUAUCCACUAAACUUUAGAUAAAAAUCACUUCUUCGUCAGUCGAUUUCCUGGAUUUUUACUUAAAACCAGCGAUAUCUUACUACUAAGGAGCAUGAUGUACGCGGUAAAUUGAUAUUCUUACUUUAAAAGUUUUAGCAAUUUCUGAAUAGCGAUCCCUACUUCCUCAUUGUUAUCAUACCCACAUGCUUUAGUUCGAUCAUGGCUUUUUCCAAUACCGAUGCAUAGUCCCGAGGGUACGAGGAAUGUUUCAACGUGGUUAAUAUGAUCUUAAUUGUAAACGUAAAUGUAAAUUUUAUUUAUUUUCCAACAAUUGCGAAACAAUUAAUAAAACUAACACCAAUAUACACACUCUUGUUGGCCUAGGUAGAAACGCGAGGGUCUAAGUGUGUCUUAGCGGCACCCGGAGAAAACCCACUUGGUCGGGCAGGUGAAACCAAACAUUUUCACGUCCGCUCGGGUAAUCGAACCCCAGCCGCCUAGUUGAAAGGCAAGUGCUUUACCUCUGUGCCAACUGACCAUCCUGUCUAUUUUUAGUACUAAUAGUGUUAUGUUCUUCAAUGUAUGCUUCAUGUGAACAUGUAGUAAUAUGUUCAACACGAUCGAAAACCCUUUGGUAUGCUAAGAGGUUUUGUUAGCACUACGUGGUUUCCCAAUUUAAUAACUUGACAUAACUUGCAUGGACUUGAUAACACAUCGCAUUGCACUUUCGCGCAACUGGACGGAAUGUGUCUGAUUGGCUGAAAUUACGCGACGUCACAGAACACUCGCACGAGCGUGCAAUACGAUGUUUUAUUACUGUCGCAGAGUGUUAAAUGGAAAGCACGCUUGUACGGGUUUGAUGUAGACGAUGGACAUCUGAUACAAAACGGAAAACGUAAUAAUAAUGAUUAUUUGAUCUAAAUUAAUGAUGAUGAUUAAUAAUGUAAGUGUCGUCAAGUUUAAGAUGCUUUCUUCACCUGGUAUGUCAACAAGAAUUCUCUUUAAAGAUUUCUUCUGCUCAUGUUUAAACUUCGUUUCCUUGAUUUUGAGUGAGACUUAUGGGAGACAAAUACAUAGUGUUCUUGACAUAACAGUGCCAGAGAUUGAGAAAAAUAUAUCGGGGAAUGCAUAUUAAAGCGAAAAAUCUACAGUCAUACUUCCGGUUUGUACUUGAUGUAAACGUACAAUGGUACGUGAGUGCAGUAAUAUAAUGUUCGGAAAAGUCCGUCGUUUUACAACUAGCUGUAAACCAUGCAUACUUCAGUGUGAGGAUUACUUUUAGAAGUUUCAGAUAAAAAAAGAAAAGAAAAAAAGGUGAACGUCAACUCGAUUAAUUAUCAUUCACAAUUAUUUGGUGAAAUUCGAACAUGUGUAAGUCAACAUUCCUUAUGAUCAAACCUAGUUUGUUAUUAUUGUUUUUUUUUUUAAAUCUUGGUGUAUUUGAAAACAAAGUUAUUAAAUAUUUUAUCUGGCGACAAAGCCAUCAACUUACAGUGUAUCGCGCAAAAUGUUGUGUGGUUUGAGAAUCAGAGUAUAGACAUGUGUUCAGCUCAACCCGCUGAUUUGAUUUUGAUUGCUUGACAUAUUGCAUUUAACAAACCUCGAAACCGAAUUCAAUUCAACAUGUUCUCGUGCUUGGCUGCAUUAGGCAGAGAUUUCCUCAUAUUCUAUUAGAUUUCUUUAACUUUACAUUCCAGUUGAUACUUAUAACCCUACAUUAAUAAUGUCAAGUUUUGAUUUCGUAAUUGAUGGUAUUUAGACCGCCCGCUGCUUGGAUUUUCACGCAUGAAUAUGUUUGUUAUUCCAUAUAAAACCAUGUUAUUGCUUUCCAAAAUGCUAAUGUUUAUUUAGAAAUGUAGAAGGAGAGGGUUCUGCAGGAUAAGUGAUUCUAAAGUUACUCGUGUAUAAAUCCAACUAUUGUAAUUGAAAUAAAAAUGUUUGUACACCUAACCGCUGGUUUUCUUUAAGACACUGCCCGCGAUAUUUUGACACGUUUUAACUAAAUUUCAUUGGUCUCAAUUUCCACACAGAUAACUUGUUCGCUGACAAAGGCCUAUCAUGCUGCUUAGGAGGUUAAUUCUACCCAAACACGAUAUGUAAUUGUGUAUUUAGAUACACUACAGUGUAACCAGGUAGAUCACUACAUGCUAUAAAGCACCCCAAGUUUACUUUUACUGUACAUCCUUGAUGGGAAUUCCGACAUGAACUGUUUUCAUUGUGUCCUCCUGGUUUGUGUUAUUUUAUCAUUAAAUCUAUUAUCAUUAUUGUUCCAGUGAAGAAUGUUUUCGUAUUAAAAUAUGAAUUUUA
Messenger RNA from Pecten maximus, 6089 nucleotides. Its product is annotated as potassium channel subfamily K member 9-like. Lineage: Eukaryota; Metazoa; Mollusca; Bivalvia; Pectinida; Pectinidae. The coding region runs from base 318 to 1865 and encodes 515 amino acids. Gene Ontology annotation, molecular function: potassium ion leak channel activity. The transcript is spliced from 3 exons. Gene Ontology annotation, cellular component: membrane. The record is from RefSeq and is a predicted model, not a curated record. Gene Ontology annotation, biological process: stabilization of membrane potential; potassium ion transmembrane transport.